Esox lucius (northern pike) is the source of this 2215-nucleotide messenger RNA. RefSeq names its product acyl-CoA thioesterase 20 (gene acot20). Gene Ontology annotation, biological process: acyl-CoA metabolic process; fatty acid metabolic process. The coding region runs from base 185 to 1534 and encodes 449 amino acids. The record is from RefSeq and is a predicted model, not a curated record. Gene Ontology annotation, molecular function: fatty acyl-CoA hydrolase activity. The transcript is spliced from 3 exons. Lineage: Eukaryota; Metazoa; Chordata; Actinopteri; Esociformes; Esocidae.
CUUAAAUGUAGCUGUGAUGUGAACUUGGCAGCUGUAUUUUCAGAUAAUGACCAGCUACUUAGGCCAAGGUUCUACAUAUACAUACAAGCGUGCAAUCUGAAAGUGAAAAGUGGAGAGAAUCGAGAACUCCGGACAGUAGGUGGCAGUAGGCUAUCCUGCCAUUUUGGUUGGGAAAAAAAGAGCCAUGUUGCGCACAAGGAUUUACUGUGAAGUUUUCUCAAAAACGUUGUUGUUGCGGCUUCGUACUACAACAAUACGGUCAUUGUCGAAACAGGUUCACGUCCGGCUUCUCCCUAACCCUCGCUGUUUCUUCGACGAGCAGGUGCAAGUGAAGGUAGAUGGACUUUCUUCGCACCAGAAAGUGGAGUUGAAGUCCAUGGUCAAGGAUGAUAAAGGUGUCAUCUUUAAAGCGUCCGCACUCUACGCUGCAGAUGCUACAGGACAGGUAGAUUUGUGCCGCUCUCCCUCUUUGGGAGGCAGUUACACAGGAGUUGAACCCAUGGGCUUGUUUUGGUCCAUGACGGCCCAGACUCCUCACAGUAAACUGGCAAAGAGAGAAGUAUUAGAUCCUUUAAUGGUUGUUAUAGAGGCACUUAAUGUGGACACCGGUGAAGUCUUCGCAACAGAGACCAAUGAGAGACGGUUUAUGACGGAGGGGUUGAGAAGAAUACCCUUGAGCUUGAAAGAAGGAAGAAUUCGAGGAGUCCUUUUUCUUCCCCCUGGGCAGGGUCCAUUCCCUGCAGUACUAGAUGUGUAUGUUCUAGGUGGGGGAAUAUCAGAGAUCCGGGCCAGUUUGCUGGCUAACAAAGGCUUUGUGGUUCUGGCUCUGGCCUAUUUUGGCUAUGAGGACCUCCCCAAGACCACUCCCGAAUUUUUUGAUCUGGAGUACUUUGAAGAGGCAAUCACAUUUCUGAGGAGACAGCCACAGGUUCAAGGUCCAGGAAUAGGAAUCUUGUCCAUCUCCAGGAGUGGGGACCUAGCUCUGUCAAUGUCUUCAUUUCUCUCCGGCAUUUCUGCCACAGUCUGCAUCAACAGUUGCAAUGCCAAUAUCAUUACACCGCUGCACUACAAAGGCCUUGUCAUCCCUCCCCUCACACCUGUCUUAGAGAACAUAACCACCACAUCGUCUGGAGUCUUAAACAUCCGCGAUGCCUUACCAGACCCAGAGGCGGAGGGGAACCGCAGUUCCGUGAUACCAAUAGAACGUUCCGAUUCGACUUUCCUUUUCGCUGUCUCCGAGGAUGACCAGAACUGGAAUAGUGUUUUCUUCACCCAGCAGGCCACAGCCCGGCUGAGCCGUCACGGGAAAGAGAAUUUCGAGGUGGUGACAUACCCCGGUGCGGGGCAUUUCCUGGAGGUGCCUUACAUGCCCCAUUGCCCGUCUGGCUUCCACCCUGCGGUGGGUGCAGUGGUGGUGUUUGGGGGAGAAGCUAAACCCCACCAUGAAGCUCAGCUGGACCUGUGGAGGAGGAUCCAAGAGUUCUUUAGAAAACACCUGGGUGGUAACAACAAUGCCCAAGAAGCCACUCUGUAAUACUAAGAGAAAUGGUCACGUGUCAGGUUUAUUACUGUAGCGGGAACCUGUCAGGUGUCAUCGUAGUCUGCAAAUGAAGACAAUAGGGCAGGAAAUGCACAGAUGGGUAGAUCUGUAUUUCCAACUGUAGACGUAUGAAAAAUGAUCCUGUGAGUGUGCUACUGUGAUUCAUCUUGAAUCUGUUACACAGUCCCAUUUUCACUUCCUGUUUUUUUUUUUUUUGAGAAGAAAGAUAGUGAUCACACUGCAAUACUUGUCAUUGACUGCAAUCCAAUAUAAGCUUGUCAUUGACUACAAUACGGUACUUGUCAUCGACUAUAAUCCAAGAUAAGCUUGUCAUUGACUACAAUACAGUACUUGUCAUCGACUAUAAUCCAAGAUAAGCUUGUCAUUGACUACAAUGCAUUACACACAUAAAAAUGUGGGUGCAUGCUAGAAAGUUCUGCAAAACAUUCUAAAUAAACAUGUUGUAUCAGACUUUAGAAUGGUAUUUCUACUUCCAUUGUUGGAUUUGUUUUGUUCUCACUCUUCUGUAAAAAUUCUGAUCGAUUCAGUAAGACCUUGAUGAAUAGUUAGAACUUGUACCUUUCUGUAAAGCUAAGGUUAAUAUUUUGCAAAUGUAAAAAAAACAAUCAGGAUGUUGACGUUCCUUUAAUAAUACUGUAAGACAUGAAAAACUAA